AUGGUGUUCAAAUCCAGAUGGUCUGUGGAGAUACCCAACGCAUCACUACCUACCGUAAUUUUUGGAUCACCGACAGCGACAUUAUCAACGACCAAAUGCAGCUUUAUUGAUGCGGCCCGCCCCGACACCCACUAUUUCACGCCCCAUGACUACCGUCUUUGGUGCCAGCGGUUCGCCGUUGGAUUGAGAAACUCGGGGAUAAAAACAGGCGAUCGUGUCCUUCUAUUCUCUCCGAAUGACUUGUUCUUUCCUGUGGUUUUCAUGGGGACUGUGAUGGCUGGUGGCAUCUUCACUGGUGCAAAUCCCACAUACACCCCGAGAGAGCUGGCAUACCAGUUAAAGGACAGUGGAGCAAAGUAUCUCCUGUGCGCCGAGGGGAGUCUGGAUACUGGUAUUGCAGCUGCAAAGUCCAUCGGUAUGAGCCUGGAUAGGGUAUUCAUAUUUGAUAGUGCAGUGUUUGAUGGUACGGGGAGUGGUGCCCGGGGUUGCCGUUACUGGGGAGACCUCAUCGCAUCCCCUGCUGAGGGCAGCCGGUUCUUCUGGGAGUCGUUAUCAGCUCCCGGUGAAUCCAAUCAAACCUUGGCCUUGAACUAUUCAAGCGGCACAACUGGCCUCCCCAAGGGGGUAGAGAUCACUCAUAGAAACUAUGUGGCCAACCUCCUUCAAUUCGACCAUACCGGCUCUCUCCACCACGACUAUACAAAUAAGACUGCUAGGUCCAGAUGGCUUUGCUUCUUACCGUUGUAUCAUGCCAUGGCACAAAACUUUUUCAUAGCGUCCGCACUCCGGCGAGGUAUCCCGGUAUAUAUCAUGGCUCGGUUUGAUUUCGUUCAAAUGUUGGAAAAUAUCCAGAAAUUCCGUAUCAAUGAGAUACUCACUGUUCCGCCCAUCAUGAUUGCGCUAGCAAAACAUCCCCUGGUGAAGAAAUACGAUCUCAGUAGCUUGGAGUCAAUUGGAUCCGGAGCUGCUCCAUUAGGAAGAGAAAUCAGUGAGGAAGUUGAGUCCAUGUUUCCUCCUGGGAAACUCAAUGUCAGGCAGGGCUGGGUGGGAGAGCUAAAUGCCAAUUGCGAGUGUAAGAUAAUGGACGAGGACGGUGAAACAGAGCUCGGCGAGAACCAAAGAGGCGAAAUCUGGGUCAGAGCCCCCAACGUCAUGAAGGGCUACUGGAACAAGCCAGAAGCAACCAGGGAAACUUUAACGGAAGACGGAUGGCUCAAAACUGGGGAUAUCGGUUACGUGACAGAGCGGGGGAAAUUUUUCAUUGUUGACCGGAAGAAGGUAACGAGGCAUCACCAAUUGUACUCUUCUCCACAGACUCCGCUAACUCCAGGUUUGUUUUUCUCAAAUCCGCAGGAGCUUAUCAAGGUGAAGGGAAACCAGGUUGCCCCUGCAGAGUUAGAAGGGGUACUUCUCGAGCAUCCAUCAGUCGCAGACGCAGCUGUCAUUGGCAUAACCAGGGACGGUGAGGAGUAUCCGCGGGCAUAUAUAACCCUGAAAUCCGGCGCGAAGGCAACUGCAAAAGAAAUCAUCGACUACAUGAAGCAAAACGUUGCUCCCACGAAGCGAAUCACUGGCGGAGUGGUGUUUGUCAAGGAUAUCCCUAAGAAUCCAUCAGGAAAGAUCCUUAGAAAAGUUCUAAGAGAGAGAGCUGCUCAGGAGCUUCAAGACGAACCACUCCAGGUAUCUGCCAAACUCUAG
This is a messenger RNA of Trichophyton benhamiae CBS 112371, 1698 nucleotides long. RefSeq lists its product as uncharacterized. The record is from RefSeq and is a predicted model, not a curated record. Gene Ontology annotation, biological process: secondary metabolic process. NCBI's taxonomy places the organism in Eukaryota, Fungi, Ascomycota, Eurotiomycetes, Onygenales, Arthrodermataceae. The transcript is spliced from 3 exons. The coding region runs from base 1 to 1698 and encodes 565 amino acids. Gene Ontology annotation, molecular function: CoA-ligase activity.